GUAAUUUUAAUUAUAUUUCCUCCAACCCCCCCUCUUUUGAAAUCUACAACUCCCAAACAAGAGGAAGGAAUCCCUUCUCCCAAACUCCCAAACAUACCAUAAGUGAUUAUUUUGGAUCUACAUAUAUAUAACUUCAUUUUGCUUUCCAUAAUUCUCUUGGUACAAGCUGAGAUUGUCUGCGUUCUUCCUUUCACUAUAUUUGGAUUUACAUAAACUUAUUUACCUUGCUCGUGUUGAUGAUGAGGAUUUAUUAAUUUGUGAGACUCUACGUGGAUUUUGAGCAUUUCAGUGAAAUUACGAUAGAUAGCAAUGGUGUUCUUCAGAUGCGUUUCUCUUAUGUCAAAGUUGCGCUCCCGAGCUGUUCAGCAGCCUAGUCUAUGCAAUUCUGUACGCUGGCUACAAGUUCAGACCUCUUCUGAUCUGGACCUGCGCUCUCAGCUGCAGGAAUUGAUUCCAGAACAGCAGGAACGUCUCAAGAAAAUCAAGUCAGAGCAUGGGAAAGUUCAACUUGGAAAUAUCACAGUGGAUAUGGUAAUUGGUGGUAUGAGAGGAAUGACUGGAUUGUUGUGGGAGACAUCAUUGCUUGAUCCAGAUGAGGGCAUCCGCUUUAGGGGAUUGUCUAUACCUGAGUGCCAGAAGUUACUACCUGCUGCAAAGCCUGGCGGAGAGCCUUUGCCUGAAGGCCUCCUCUGGCUUCUCCUUACAGGAAAGGUGCCAUCAAAGUCACAAGUGGAUUCCUUAUCUCAAGAGUUGAGAACGCGUGCUAUUGUUCCAGAUCAUGUAUAUAAAACCAUUGAUGCCUUACCUGUUUCGGCUCACCCAAUGACUCAGUUUGCUACGGGUGUAAUGGCUCUUCAGGUUUGUAGUGAGUUUCAGAAGGCAUAUGAGAAUGGACUACACAAAUCAAAGUACUGGGAAUCAACUUAUGAGGACUCCCUCAAUUUGAUUGCUCAAGUCCCACUUGUAGCAUCAUAUGUAUAUCGCAGGAUUUACAAGAACGGCCAUGUUAUAUCAAAAGAUGACAAACUGGAUUAUGGUGCAAACUUUGCGCACAUGUUAGGUUUUGAUAGCCCUGAUGUGCAUGAACUCAUGAGGCUCUAUGUUACCAUCCAUAGUGAUCAUGAAGGUGGAAAUGUUAGUGCUCACACUGGUCACCUAGUUGCCAGUGCCCUUUCAGAUCCUUACCUCUCAUUUGCAGCGGCGUUGAAUGGUCUAGCUGGUCCCCUCCAUGGUUUGGCUAAUCAGGAAGUGUUAUUAUGGAUCAAAUCAGUUGUGGAGGAGUGUGGAGAGAACAUAUCCAAAGAGCAGCUCAAGGACUAUGUCUAUAAAACCUUAAACAGCGGCAAGGUUGUACCUGGAUUUGGGCAUGGAGUUCUGCGCAAGACCGACCCUAGAUAUACAUGUCAAAGAGAAUUUGCAUUGAAGCACUUACCUGAAGACCCACUGUUUCAGCUGGUUUCAAAGCUUUAUGAAGUUGUUCCUCCUAUCCUUACUGAACUUGGCAAGGUGAAAAAUCCGUGGCCCAAUGUUGAUGCACAUAGUGGGGUGUUGUUGAGCUAUUACGGUUUAUCUGAAGCUAGAUACUAUACAGUCCUCUUCGGUGUAUCCAGAGCUAUUGGCAUUGGCUCACAGCUGAUAUGGGACCGAGCUCUUGGAUUGCCAUUGGAGAGACCAAAGAGUGUGACGAUGGAGUGGCUCGAAAAUCACUGCAAGAAAGCAUCCGGUGCUUGAAUUCUCUUUUUGCACUGAAUGCAUCAUGCAUGCAUUCCGAUGAUUUUUGUUUUAAUAAGUUCCUAACUUUUACGAUUCCCUUCUAGUUCUCCAGCUAGAUUUCACCUUUCCACCAAAGAAGCAUUUACACCAUUUACAUUUUUGCCGUUUACACCAAUUUUCUACUAUUGUUAUUUGCAGAGCUUUUUUAGCGAUUCAUUUGGUGAUUAGCAUCCUGAGUUGGUUCUUAGAGCUGGAAUAAUGUAAACGCUAUCAUAAUUGCAAAUACGCAACCAAUUGUUUGAAUUUGAAAUGUGAAAAUGAUAUGAGAAUAAAUAGUUGUUAUAUCUUAAUUGUGAUAUUGCAUAUUGAAAUAAAUUGAAAUGGUUACGUUGAACAAAUAAUUUUGAUAUUAAUUUUCUAACAUAUAAAGGUCAA
Cuscuta epithymum is the source of this 2148-nucleotide messenger RNA. The record is from the annotation of a GenBank genome assembly. Lineage: Eukaryota; Viridiplantae; Streptophyta; Magnoliopsida; Solanales; Convolvulaceae.